UCGUGUGUAUUCGCAUAUUUUAUGCGUAAUGCACGUAGAGCAACAGAGAGCGAGUAUCAGUGACGACUUUUUAAUUCUAUCGCGUUACAUUUUCUCGAAUUUCGGCGAUUGCAUCGCGGACGCACACUACAAUCUUAUUCCAUCAAAAUGCUAAGACAAGUGUUGCGGCCGAUCGUUCGCAACGUUCGCAAAGCUGGUACACAUUCUGCCAGCUCGGAGCUGCCAGCAGACCUCAGGCGGCCCACGAUAAAUGACAUACCUGUGCCACACGGAUCGUGGAAGGAGCACUACGACGCAAGGCAAAAAGUUUACAAUGCUCAGUUAAUCGCUGGUAUUACAGUCCUGGUUGGCACCUUGCUGUUUGUAAAAACGUCAGAUAUAAUCUUCUUUAACUGGGGUCCACCCGAGGAGCCCGCUGAAAAGAAGUAAAUAUUCGUACGAGUGUUAGAUUUUCAAUUGAAAUAGAUGUAAAAGCAAUCUGGCCACAGCUGUUGUAUACGUUAUCGUGCGCGAGUAUAACGUUCGAUAACUUGUACUCUGUUUAAUAAAUAGUUUCUAUUUGA
Messenger RNA from Ooceraea biroi (clonal raider ant), 563 nucleotides. It is a transcript of the gene COX7B, whose product is annotated as Cytochrome c oxidase subunit 7B. The record is from RefSeq and is a predicted model, not a curated record. Lineage: Eukaryota; Metazoa; Arthropoda; Insecta; Hymenoptera; Formicidae.